Messenger RNA from Lactuca sativa (garden lettuce), 845 nucleotides. Its product is annotated as Late embryogenesis abundant (LEA) hydroxyproline-rich glycoprotein family. Gene Ontology annotation, cellular component: plasmodesma; plasma membrane. Gene Ontology annotation, biological process: defense response to other organism. NCBI's taxonomy places the organism in Eukaryota, Viridiplantae, Streptophyta, Magnoliopsida, Asterales, Asteraceae. The record is from RefSeq and is a predicted model, not a curated record.
CUUUAUUCAUAUAUAAGAUUCCACACAACCCUUAACUUAGCCUUGUAAAUUUCCUCCCUUUCUCAUACAACAAAUGUCUCAAAUCAAUGAAAAAUCACCACAACACUGUGCCAAAAAAAAACUUAUAAACAUCAACAAGAAUCACAAGAAACUAUUCUACACAUUCACCACCUUCAUUCUCUCAAUCCUCUUACUCAUACUUGUCAUAUGGUUCUUACUCCAUCCUUCUAAGCCACAAUUCUCCCUCAAAGAAGCUGAUAUUUACCAACUUACCCUCUCAAAGUCUCACCUCCUCAACUCAUCUAUCCAAAUCACCCUUCUCUCAAACAAUCCAAACCAGAAAGUUGGUAUUUACUAUGAUGAAAUCCAAGUUUAUGCUUCUUACAAGGGUCAACAAAUAACCCUUGAUUCAUCUGUCCCACCCUUUUACCAAGAUUAUAAAGACACCAAUCUUUUAUCAAUGGUUUUGGUUGCAAACGGGUUACCCGUGGAUCCAUCAUUUGGGUAUGAAGUGGGUCGUGAUCAAAUGGAAGGAAGAUUGGUUUUAAGUAUCAAGGCAAAUGGAGAACUCAGAUGGAAAGUGGGAACUUGGGUUUCUGGAAGGUAUAGGUUUAACGUAAAUUGUGUUGUUGUUUUGCCUUUUGGUCAAUCUAUGCCUUCAGGUCCGUUGACUUCUAAAGGGAGUCAGUGUUCUACCACAGUUUGAAACUUGGACCAAAAUAUCGUAUCGAUUACAGCUUUACAUUAGCAUAUAUAUACAUGGAUUUGAUUUUUAGAAUGAUGAUUUGACUUUGUUGAAUAUGUAAAUUUAUAGCAAAAUGUUUAUAGUUUGGUUUGUAAUCUUA